Molecule: messenger RNA, 2311 nt
Organism: Diaporthe batatas
Lineage: Eukaryota; Fungi; Ascomycota; Sordariomycetes; Diaporthales; Diaporthaceae
Product: replication factor A subunit protein RFA1
Exons: 4
Coding region: 120-1949 (609 amino acids)
Biological process (GO): DNA repair; DNA replication; DNA recombination
Cellular component (GO): nucleus
Molecular function (GO): DNA binding
Source: RefSeq, a predicted model, not a curated record
CGAGAAAGUGCCAAACAACCACAGAGGCCCACGCCACUCCAUCACAUCCCUUGAGCCUCGAACAUCGUCGUGUGCUGUACUCAAAGUGUCAUUGCUCGGCUUUCGAAUCAACCGACAAAAUGGGUGACGCUGCCAACCAGAUCACCAGAGGCGCCCUCCAUGCCAUCUUCAACGACCCCGCGAGGGCCAACGCCCAGUUCCCAGUCCCCGUAUUGCAAUGCCUCCAGCUCAAGCACAUGGACCAGGCCAAAACGGGCGGCCCAGACAGAUACCGCGUCGUCCUGAGCGACGGCGAUAACUUUGUCCAGUGCAUGCUCGCCACCCAGGCAAACCAUGUCGUCCACGAUGGCAAACUCGUCAAGGGCUGCAUCCUGCGACUCAAGACCUACUCGUCCAACUCGGUCAAGGGGAAGAACAUCUUGAUCGUGCUCGACGUCGAUGUCAUCGAGUCCCUCGGCACCCCGGACAAGAUCGGCGACCCCAAACCUUUCCAAGCCAAGGCGGAAGAGGCCGCAACCAACACGACCAUCGGCGGCAGCGGGUUCUACGGAAACAAGCAGGAAGACUCAAAGCCUGCAGUCAAGAAGGAGAACAUCCCCACACGGGCCCGGGGCUCAUCCCAGCUCGGGAACAAUGUCAUAUACCCCAUCGAGGCGCUGUCGCCGUACGCCAACAAGUGGACCAUCAAGGCCCGGGUGAGCGCCAAGUCCGACAUCAAGACGUGGCACAAGUCCACCGGCGAGGGCAAGCUCUUCAGCGUCAACCUGCUGGACGAGAGCGGCGAGAUCAAGGCCACCGGCUUCAACGAGCAGUGCGACCAGUUCUACGACGUCCUGCAGGACGGCGAGGUCUACUACAUAUCCAGCCCCUGCAAGGUGAACAUGGCCAAGAAGCAGUUCUCCAACCUGACCUGCGACUACGAGCUGGCCUUCGACCGCAACACCGUCAUCGAGAAGGCCGAGGACCAGAGCAACGUGCCCCAGGUCCGCUUCAACUUCUGCGGCAUCGAGGAGCUGGGCAAGGUCGAGAAGGACACCACCGUCGAUGUUGUCGGCAUCCUGAAGGACGUCGAGGGGGUCGUGUCGUUCCAGUCCAAGGCCACCCAGAAGGACUACGAGAAGCGGGAGCUCACCAUCGUCGACGACAGCGGCUUCUCGGUGCGGGUGACCCUCUGGGGCAAGACCGCCAACACCUUCGACGCGCCCCUCGAGUCCGUCGUCGCGUUCAAGGGCGUCCGCGUGUCCGACUUUGGCGGCCGCUCGCUGUCCCUCCUGUCGUCGGGCACGAUGGCCGUCAACCCAGACAUCGCGGAGGCGCACCGGCUCAAGGGCUGGUACGACGCGUCGGGCCGCACGGACGAGUACCGCUCGCACAACAACAUGGCCUCGAUGGGCAGCGCGGCGGGCCGCAAGGAGGACACGAGGAGCAUCGCGCAGGUCAAGGACUCGGGGCUGGGCAUGGAGGAGCAGGCCUACUUCACCGUCAAGGGGACCAUCGUCUACAUCAAGCAGGAGAGCUUCUGCUACCCGGCCUGCCGCUCCGAGAACUGCAACAAGAAGGUCGUCGAGGAGGACGGCGGCUGGCGCUGCGAGAAGUGCAGCGUCACCCACGACAGGCCAGAGUACCGCUACAUCAUGUCCGUCAACGUCAACGACCACACCGGCCAGCUGUGGCUGAGCUGCUUCGACGACACCGGCCGCGCCAUCAUGGGCGGCAGGUCCGCCGACGAGCUCAUGCGGCUCAAGGAGACCGACGAGGAGGGGCUGGCCAGGGUGUUCGACGAGGCCAACUGCACCAAGUACAGCUUCAGGUGUAGGGCCAAGAUGGACAUGUUUGGUGACAUGCAGCGCAUCCGGUACCAGGUCAUGCGCGCCGAGCCCCUGAACUACGUGGCCGAGGCCAAUGCGUUGGCCACGCUGAUCAAGCAGUACGAGGACAUGCAGGUGUGAGGAAGCAGGCGGACGCCUGCUCCCCUGUCAGCAGUGGAAUCUCCGCCCGGCCUCGUCUCGGGCGGGUUGGCUGUGGUAGAAGCCCGGAUGUGUAGCCAGCAACACUGGCAGUGGCUGGAUCGCUCCGCCUGUUGUGUUUGUCCCCUCUCGCCGGAGCUCUGCGGUUGGACUUUUUGGUGUUUUUGUGCUCACAUGUGUUUGUUUCGGGAAAAAAAGAAGGAAAAGGGAGGCAAUAGAUACCUGACUUUAAUCACCUGGGCCCGUGUAUGAAAUCUGACUCUGGUCGAAGGAAUGGGGGGCCAAGAAGAGACUGUAGCAUCAGUGCAAAGCAAGAACAAAUACUAGCAUGUGUGUUUCAAGAA